Molecule: messenger RNA, 1204 nt
Organism: Gilbertella persicaria
Lineage: Eukaryota; Fungi; Mucoromycota; Mucoromycetes; Mucorales; Choanephoraceae
Product: chaperonin 10-like protein
Exons: 1
Coding region: 85-1122 (345 amino acids)
Molecular function (GO): oxidoreductase activity
Source: RefSeq, a predicted model, not a curated record
CAAAUGAGACACUUUAUGCAAUCAUAUUAAAAAAAAAAAAACUUAAUUCUUCGAUGUGUUUCUUUAUCCCUUGUUUAUGUUCAUAUGCGUGCUCUUCAACUUGUUCAAUACAACCAUACUCCAGAUGCAUUUGCUUAUACAGAUCAACUGGCUAAACCCAGUGUUUGUUCACCUUUCCAAGUCCUUGUCCGUAUCAAAGCAGCGGGAACAAAUCCCGUAGAUGCAAAAAUAGCUUCUGGUGAAUUGAACACAAGCUCUUUUUUACCAUUGCCUUGCAUUAUUGGUGCUGACUUCUCUGGUAUUGUAGAAGCCAUAGGCAAUCAAGUCGAGGAUUUUAAAGUAGGUGAUCAUGUCUUUGGCUCAUUACAUAUGCCUUUUGUCAUGGGGACAUAUGCUGAAUACACCUUGGUGGAUACUCAAAAGGAUUCAAUUGCUAAAAAACCUUUGCAUCUAUCAUUUGAAGAAGCUGCUUCUGCAGGCAUUGGCGUAUUAACGGCCUAUCAAGGUAUUGUAAAGAACAGCCCAAAGGACAUACAUCAGAAAAUGCGGAUCUUGGUCGUGGGAGCUUCUGGAGGUGUUGGCGUAUUUGGCAUACAGGUAGCAAAAGCCAUACAUCCUCACAAUACAGUGGUAGGUAUCUGUAGUGGUAGGAAUGUAGAGUUUGUCAAGUCGUUGGGUGCUGAUGAUGUGAUUGACUAUACAGACAAACAAAAAUAUGAGCAGUUUAUAAGAGACAAUGAAAACUCAUUCGACCUUGUCUUUGACUGUGUAGGGGGAGACGAGUAUUAUCAACAACUCGAUCCUCUUUUAAACAAAACUGGUGUGUUCUCUACAGCAGUGGUUCCCAAAGGAUAUGUUAAAGCGAAUGGGGGCAGGUUGACAGCAAUUGCUAUGUCUUACAAGUCUUUCUACAAGCAUGUCUUUGCUUCUCAUGCCUAUGCUGUUGUAGUGUCACUUCCUCAUGAUGAUUUUAGGUCAAAAAUCGCUCCAUUGUUUGAUACUAAAGCAGUAUCUGGUUUAGUCCAUAGUGAAAACAAGAUCCCAUUAAAAGACGGGCAUUUGGCACAUCAGAAGCUUGCAACACGUCGUACAGUUGGCAAGAUUGUGUUGACAAUGGAAUAAAAAAAAAAUCCAAUUCUUUGGACAAUAAUGCAACACAAUAGUUUAAUCUGCUUUAUUUGUUACCCAAAAAAAAGAAAUCGAA